Molecule: messenger RNA, 345 nt
Organism: Lactuca virosa
Lineage: Eukaryota; Viridiplantae; Streptophyta; Magnoliopsida; Asterales; Asteraceae
Source: the annotation of a GenBank genome assembly
AUGUACAACCCUUUUAAACCUGAUGUACAACCACACACUUACACCCUAAUAAAACUCAUUCUAAGCCUGCUGCGACCACGUCUCCUUCAUCUCCUUCCUCUUUCUCUCGCUGACUUACUCCUCCGGUGCAUCUCUCUUCUACACCGGUCACCUCCUACUGGAGAAGCCAUCAUUACCGGAAAAAGAUCGAGAACAAGAACGCAUCACCAACGUUACUCCUCUAGACAACUACAUCUCCUCUCUUUCUUUCUCUGUUUCGCUCAAACCCUACACCAGCCACCACCGCUAUGUUUUCCGACAAUGUCUUUAACGAGUAAGCCACCAUCGCCACCAGCAGGGUUUUGA